Messenger RNA from Microthlaspi erraticum, 396 nucleotides. The record is from the annotation of a GenBank genome assembly. Lineage: Eukaryota; Viridiplantae; Streptophyta; Magnoliopsida; Brassicales; Brassicaceae.
AUGGCAAGCUUCACUUCCUCCGUCGCUCGUCCUACUCUCCUUCUCAAGUCUUCAAUCGCAGCCAUCUCCACAAAGCCUGUCUAUGGUCUUCCCCGUAUGAGUAAGAGAAGCAGUGGAGUGAAAUGCUCGAUGGAGACGAAAGAGGCAAAGCAAGAGCAGAUUUCAACGGCGGGUGCGUCUGCCGUUGCGGUUAUGUUGACGGCGGUGAUGAGUAGUAGCCCAGCAAUGGCGUUGGUGGACGACAGGAUGUCGACGGAAGGAACAGGACUACCUUUUGGUCUGAGCAAUAACCUGUUAGGCUGGAUUCUUUUUGGUGUGUUUGGUUUGAUCUGGGCUCUUUACUUUACAUACGCUUCUUCCCUUGAUGAAGAUGAGGAUUCUGGACUUUCCCUCUGA